UUAGAGCAGGUAAUAAUGAUUAACUUGAGUCUGAAUAGGUCACAAGUGUCCAUUGUGCAUCAUGGGUGAGUGUUGUCAUAUCAAACAGUGGUGUAUUGUAAAUACUGGGCCACCAAGAGGAACAGGAGUUUAACUUGCUUUCCUUCACAAGUACUUAAGGAUUUCUGGCAGACUGCCAUUAAGUCAACAUUCUGUUUCUGUGAAGAAAUGUUUUAAUAAACUUGACUAACUUCUCUCCUCCUACAGAUCUUACAGUGGAAGAUUUAUCAGGAAGGAUGAAUCACUCCUGUGUAAACUGCUUGAAAACUCUGGUGAUAAAUCUCAACUUUCUCUGCUGGCUGUGUGGUGCAUUCGUGGUGGCUUUCGGGGAAUUCCAGAUGAUGAACUCCAAGUAUGCCUCCCUCGUUACCAGCUUCUGGCCCAUCUUCCCCGCCAACACUGUGGUGGUCACUGGUACCAUCGUUACUUGUGUGUGUUAUGUGGGAGUGUUAGGAGGCAUGAAGGAGAACCGCUGCAUGCUCAUCAGUUUUUUCAUCCUGAUGUUUAUUCUGAUGCUGGUGGAGCUGGCCAUGGCCUGUGUGUUCCUGGUCUAUAGCAGAGAGAUUAACACAUACUUUGAGAAAGACCUGAUGCAAAGCUUGGAGAUCUACAGAGAGUCCAGUCCAGAAGGCAACAAGACCAUUAAAGAUGACUUUGAUGCUGUCCAGCACCUGUUUAGGUGCUGUGGAGUUCAUGGUGUAGCUGACUGGAAGGGGAACGUCCCAAUCUCCUGUUGUAUCAAGAACCCCUGUAACGCCCUCAUCCACAACAACUGGCAAGAGGGCUGUCUCCUUAAACUGAGGAACUGGUUUUCCAGAAACUAUCUCAGCACAGGCGCAGGCGUUGUCACAAUGUUUAUCAUACAGUUUGUCUGUCUGUGUAUCACCAUCCCUGUCUUUUGCCACUUGAUGCGACGUGGACUGGGUUACAAGUAAAAAAGGACCUAUCUACAAUGUACAGCGACUUUCUGCAUAUCAAGAGGUUGCCUUUCCCUGUAUCAACUUUUUAUUAAUUACUACAAAUGCCCAAAAGGUUGCUGCCAUUUUCAGCCAUCAGAAGGGGGAGACAACCUCGGAGAAAUAGCCCUAGCUCUUUGAGCAGGAAUAAGGUUAGGGUGGCAACUUAUUAUCGUUAUUGAUAAUGUCAUAUGAGGUGACAGACCAUAUAAUGUGAUAAGGAAAAGAUAGUAGAAGGCAUUUAGCUAGUAGGUAAGGUAUAACAUGAUUAUAUAAGACCUAUCCUAACUAGACCUCUAGAGAUCAGAUCCCCCAAUGAGUGCUUAACAAGAUGAUAUACACCACUUUCCACACUUGAUAUUCCCAGUAUGUUGGACUUCAAGAAUAUUUCAAACAAACUAGAGUUAGUUAAAUCAAACUUGGACAUUUUGAAAUCCAAAAAAACAGUCUCAUUGGAUCUUUUGAGCCUAUGAUCAUUAUUAAACUCCCUUAUCCAUUUUUUCAGUUUUC
This is a messenger RNA of Xiphias gladius (swordfish), 1505 nucleotides long. Its product is annotated as leukocyte surface antigen CD53-like. Bases 276 to 974 code for a protein of 232 amino acids. Lineage: Eukaryota; Metazoa; Chordata; Actinopteri; Istiophoriformes; Xiphiidae. Gene Ontology annotation, cellular component: membrane. The transcript is spliced from 7 exons. The record is from RefSeq and is a predicted model, not a curated record.